AACCAAGCCCAUCUGGUGGCUGGCCACUUCUUCCUUGCUUGCGCCGGCAGCACGGCACGCCUGGAUCCGUCCAUAUUCCGUCGCCUCCGAUACCCGGCCGGUCGGGAGCACGCCGCGCCGCCUCUCGCUCUCUGUCUCUCCUCCGCCCGUCUCGCCGGACAUCUCUCCACGAUGGGUGACUACACAAUCCAGAUCAGCACCAAGCUCAUUGAUCAGCUUGCUCGCGAUGAUGAGAAGGUCAAACGCAAAGCCAGGAAGCCCAAGCCCAAGAAGAAGGCCACUGUGGAACGGCAUGAAGAACCCCAGGACAGCGCACCAAAGGAAUUCCCAAGCGAACCCAAGACUAGCAGCCCUGCUCCUGCUCCUGGGUGGCCUCUGCAGCCUCCCCCUAUGUUUCUGCCAGUGACCCCUGCUCCCCCACCGCCCCCAGCCACAAUGCCAGAGGUGGAAGCCAUCCGUUCCAUUCUUAAAGAAAGUGAGGCAGUUCUGGAGAAGCUGGACAAGCAGGAGGCUGGGGCACGCCAAGAGCUCAGCAAGAGAGCAAAGGAGCUGCACGACAAGGAGUUCAAGCUGCCGUACCAGAACCCCAUGCCCUGCACUGAGGAGAGAGCAGGCUGCCUCGAGUGUUACAAGAGCAAUGCGAAGGACCCGCUCAAGUGUGCUGAAGCUGUCAGGAGAUUUGAGGCAUGCGCUCGCAUGGCCGUGAAGAAUGCCCCCACCAAAGCCGAUUAGUAAGUAGCCCAUGAAGUUUCGUGAGUUGGGGUGACCUGAUACACUGUUCUGCCUUGUUUUUUACGAUUUUGAGGUGAUCCAAUAACCUGGAUUUUUCAUGGGAACCAAAAAACAUCUUUGUAGAUUUCUAAUUGCACUGCACUGGGCUAGGUGAGGCUGCAUAGCCUAAGUUUAGAGCUUCCGUAUUACAUAUGUUUGUCACAAUCGGAAUAUCAAUUGGUGGUGCGAAGUUUUUUUUGUCUGAAUGAGAUUUUAUGAGUAAGAUCGGUAUGCAUUGGCUGAA
Setaria italica (foxtail millet) is the source of this 1015-nucleotide messenger RNA. RefSeq names its product HMG box-containing protein 4. Bases 172 to 732 code for a protein of 186 amino acids. The transcript has 2 exons. The record is from RefSeq and is a predicted model, not a curated record. Lineage: Eukaryota; Viridiplantae; Streptophyta; Magnoliopsida; Poales; Poaceae.